Drosophila guanche is the source of this 1207-nucleotide messenger RNA. It is a transcript of the gene Rad1, whose product is annotated as cell cycle checkpoint protein RAD1. Gene Ontology annotation, cellular component: checkpoint clamp complex; nucleus. Gene Ontology annotation, molecular function: 3'-5' exonuclease activity. The record is from RefSeq and is a predicted model, not a curated record. Bases 39 to 857 code for a protein of 272 amino acids. The transcript has 2 exons. Gene Ontology annotation, biological process: DNA repair; DNA damage checkpoint signaling. NCBI's taxonomy places the organism in Eukaryota, Metazoa, Arthropoda, Insecta, Diptera, Drosophilidae.
GUUUAGGCUCUUGCGCAGCUCCAUCUACCAAGACUAGAAUGGACUCGCAGUCGUACAGCGACUACAAAUUUGUGGGUCGCGUGGAUCACGUGAAGACCUUCAAUACGGCCAUCAAAUCGAUUUGCUUCAAUGAUUAUGCAGUUCUUCAUAUCUCCGACGAGGGACUGCGCAUCACAGUGGAGCAGGGCAGGUCGAUCCAAGCCACUCUCUUUAUGCCUCCGGGUGCCUUUACGGAGUUCCAUGUGCAGGACUUUCAAAGCUUUGGCUUGAAAUUGAACGACCUCUCGGAAUGUCUGAACCUAUUUGGCUCGGCUGACUGCAGCAUCCGGAUGAUGUACAAGGAUCAGGGCGAAUGCCUGUAUCUUAUUCUGUACCCGUACGACGACGAGGAUGUGAGCACAGAGUGCGCCAUCAAGACAAUGGACUGCGAGGAGCCCAUCGACCACGACAUGAACCUGAAAGGUCCUGAUCUGAACGUUAUUUUUGCCCGCGGCCCAAACUUGUACAAGAUCUUCCAUGAACUGGAUAAGUCGGCGGAGGAAUUUGAGUUCAUCACUUCGCCCGACAGUCCGUACUUCAAAAUUACCACCGUUGGCGUACUGCAGGCGGUGUUUAGCGUCGAGGUGGCCAAAACCAGCUCCAUGAUGAUGAUGUUCAACUGUCGCCAGACUGUGAAGGCCAGAUAUAAGAGCCAGCAAAUACGGCUCACGAAUAAAGCCAUGCAGGCGGCCACCAAGGUGGCCAUCAAAACCAAUUCCAUCGGCCUCCUGGAGCUGCAUCUAGUGAUACAAGGAGAGGGCCAGGAAGAAAUCUUUGUACAGUUUUAUGUCAUUCCCUUGCUAAAUAGUGUCGAUUAGAUUAUAUCUAUUAAAAAUCGUGUCUAGAUGUAAAAUCUUCUUGGGUCUGCUAAUGCUCAAACCAUUCAUGAAAUGUGGCUUGAGUUAACCAAUUCAUAGAGCAGUUUCAGAUGUGAAAGUGUCGCUCAGCGCUAAUUUCAUUUUUAAUUUGGCAUCUUUUCUUAUUUAUUCAUAGUUUAGUUUUGUCUUCUACGAGUAUUUUUAGGCGUACUUCCUGUACAGCUUGUGUUUCUAUACAAAAUAUUCUGACACCAUUCAAUCCUUAAGUAGCUUUCAGUUGCCACAGCAGAGUCAGCAAAGUUAUAGGUGUUCUUUUCAUGAAUCAUUUUAUAAAUUAUACAUAGAAUAAA